Molecule: messenger RNA, 826 nt
Organism: Cicer arietinum (chickpea)
Lineage: Eukaryota; Viridiplantae; Streptophyta; Magnoliopsida; Fabales; Fabaceae
Source: RefSeq, a predicted model, not a curated record
UGUGCGGCAACGGGAUGCGUUUUACUCGAUUUGAUUUCGGAAUGAAUCUUUUGCGAUGAAUCCUUUGGUUUUUGGUGAUUUAGAAAAUAAGCAAAAAGAGCGAAUCAAAAUGUUACAUAUGUUACCGUUUCUGGCAUAUAUAUGUUACAGUUUCUGGCUUAUAGGACGCAGUGGACGAUUACGUUGUAUUUGCUACCCUCUCAGUGGCCUCAGCCCCAAAAUGAAGAACUCCUCCUCGCUAUGGAAGAGUUUGAUUUUGAAGAAAAGUGCAAUGAAAUCAGGAAGAUGGACAGAAACCUAGUUGUGACAGGGAAAUCCACUAACGAAAAUGAUAAAGAAGAACUCGACAACAAGGCUGAUGAUGAUGAUCCUGACAAUGCAGAGGAGUUUGAGGGCGAAGAAUUUGAGCAAGAAACUGGUUGCCGGCGGGGUGGAGGGGAGAGCGUGAGAUUACAGUUUUCUUGUAGAUCUUUUAAGAAGAGUUGAUAUUCAUAGUCCAUCUCAUCUUGCUCAACGCUUCCAUUCUCUUGAUAACUAAUCUUCUUUAUUAAAAUUGCAAGAGGAAGAUCAUUAUUACCAAACAAGUGAUAACCAGUAACAUAGUCACCAAGAGAAUUCUGAACACAAAUUUGACAGUUUGGAUAUCAAGUUAUUGGUGUUCCUGCAGAUACGUUCCUUCGUUUGUUGCUCAACAAAGACAUGUUAUUCCGUCGUUAGCGUUCCCUUCCACAUGUAAUUCUGAAGUACCAUCUUCACAUGAAUUGGAUAUAUCACCAACCCUUAAAGCAAUAGCCUCAGGAUAAACAAUUUGUAUGUUCUAUUAAAA